Messenger RNA from Lolium perenne, 757 nucleotides. RefSeq lists its product as uncharacterized. Gene Ontology annotation, molecular function: sterol binding. Lineage: Eukaryota; Viridiplantae; Streptophyta; Magnoliopsida; Poales; Poaceae. Gene Ontology annotation, biological process: intracellular sterol transport. The record is from RefSeq and is a predicted model, not a curated record.
ACCACCUGAAUGAACCACACGACUCGUGUCCACCUGCCGGUCAGUGUAGUCGCGACACCGCAGAGCGCAGAGCUUCGCUCUACAGCGAUGGCGACCAACCGCCGCCUCCGCGGCCUGCUCCUCCUCGCCGCGGCGCUCGUGCUCACCGCCUCCACCUCCUCCGCCGCCGAUUUCCAUUACUGCAAUAAGGGGCGCCGCUACCCGGUGAAGGUGAGCGGGGUGGAGAUCGUCCCCGACCCCGUCGUUCGCGGCCAGCCCGCUACCUUCAAGAUCUCCGCCUCCACGGAUAAAAGCAUCAUGAAAGGGAAGCUGGUGGUAGAUGUCACAUACUUCAUCUUCCACGUCCAUUCAGAGACUCACGACUUCUGCUCCGGGACUCCUUGUCCCGCAUCCGGUGAAUUCGUGCUAGCCAGCGAACAGACUCUACCAUCUUUCACCCCACCAGGUUCUUACAGUCUCCAAAUGAAGCUGCUGGGAGAGAAUAACGAGGAACUGACCUGCAUCUCGUUCGGGUUCAGCAUCGGGUUCAUUGCCCCUGUGGCCAUUAUCUGAAACGGAGCCUUAGUUGCAAAAAAAAAAAAAGCGCACAUGGUACACGGGUAUAUGUGUAUAACUAUGUAUGUAUCUGCAGAACAAACUCUGAAUCCCCCUUAGCACUCCUGAAUCGCCUGCGGUCACCCAGGAGGCAGGCUUGUCCUGGGGUCUCCAGAUCCCAUUCACUUGACUUUGACAAUGGUUUAGAGAUGUGAUCAUGCUA